UCUGUAGCCUCAUUUCCUGUAUUUCCGCAAUCGGAAAAAUGGCCAUCCUCGCCGGACUUCAUCACCGCCGGCCAAUCCUGUCAAAUUCAGUACAAACGAAUCGCAAGACCACUGUAUGCUAUCUCUUCUCCUCACGUUCGAGUUGUAGAAUUCAGUGGUUCAGUAGCAGUACCGAGUUCGGCGGAGAAAACGCAUACGACCUCUUAGGGGUUUCAGAAAGCAGCUCAUUCGACGAAAUCAAAGCUUCGUUUAGGAAAUUGGCUAAAGAGACUCACCCGGACCUCGCGCAUUCAAAUAACGAUUCCACUGCUUCACAGCGAUUCAUUCAAAUCCUGGCAGCUUAUGAGAUUCUUUCAGAUACUGAGAAAAGGGCCCAUUAUGACAGGGAUCUAUUAUCUCAGAGAAGGCUAGUGCAGAAAUAUUCUAGACAGGGUUCAACUUUAUAUACAUAUGAAUCCCAUAUUAUGAAGAGGCAGAUGGAAGUUGUUGAAUGGUUGAAGUGGUACAGGUUUGCCAUAAAUGAGAUAUUGUCUGAGAAGAAGGUGGUAGCUGGAUCAGGCUAUUUUGAUGUACUUGAAGGGGAAUUUUAUUCAGCCAUUCAUGCAGCAUAUUAUGGCCCUUUAAUUGAGUCUAUGGACCUUCUUCCUGACCGUUUCGAAGCUGAGGAGAGGUCUGAAUAUGAAACUCCUGAGGUGCUGCACCUGGUUUCAGGUCGUGAUCUUUUUGGGAUGGUAUGCAUUGUUAAAAAACUUCCUGAAUUAUCUCAUGCCUGCAAUGAAAAGUUGACUUCUUUUGCAUCUUUGGGUUUGGAUAUGCGUCAGUUUGUUGGGGAUGCAAGCAUGAGCAUGAAUUCUGAUGCAGCAGAUGACACAGGAACUUCUCAGAUGCAAGCCAAAAAUAUUAAAUAUCAUACAUCAGAUGCAUACAAAGAUUUAGAAUUGCAUGUAUCUGGGAAGGUGGUUGCUUUAGCCACUAGAAUCCCUCCUAAAAGUUACUAUGAUGGAAUACAAAAUGAAGAUUCUCAAGAUCAGAUACAAGUUUUCCUUAGCUCAGAUGAAGGCUCAAUGCAUGUUAGCCAUGGGAUUUCUAAGGAUUCCCUUCUGGGUGGUGCAGUUGGAUUGCGGAUUCCAUUGGGGACAAUAACCGGGCUUGGAACCAACCCAGAAGAAGGGUCCUGUUUCGUCUAUGAUAGUAGCGGUACAAAAACCCAUGCGAUUAUAAAACAUAGAACAUUGAUGGUAAAGCACAUGCACUGGUAUCAGGUUGGAGAUGAGGUUUCUGUCUGUGAGUGUAGAUGCAGUAGAGCACGUUUACCACCCAGCAAAUAUUGGCUGUUUGAGCCUCGCUGUGGAAUGCAUGAUAUUGGUGGUUGGUAUGUUGAAACUUUUGGCAAAGAUAAGAAAGGAUGGACAAUCCCUUCCCAAAGAUAUUGGGAUGGAUUUGAUGCACAUGAACAAUAUGAAAAGAGGGUCCAUCCAGCUAUGUAUUUGCUUGCUCUUGCAUAUAGAACUCUAGAUCUUGAAGAUGCCAGAAGAAGGAAAAGGACAGUUAGGAAUAUUGUGGAAGGCAAACUGUUUAGAAUUCUCAGUUGGUGCAAGAAAAUGAUUUAGGGAGGAAUAAUUUGGACCUUUGCACUAUAAAGCUUCAGUUCUCUAGCAUGGUAAAAUUCCUUCUUUUUUUUCUGAGACCAUAUGACUAGCUGUUGCUUUUGUUUUACCAUCUUAAUAAUAAAGUUCAUAUUAAGCUGAGUAGCAUCACCAACAACUUUGGCAAAGUAGUCUGAUAUUUUGCUAUAAGAUUCAUUAAGGUGAUCCUUGGAAUAUAAUUCAGUAACUUGUAUGCUGCGCUCUGGAUUCAUGAAGCUUACCCUUUGUAUAUAUAUGGCGACAUGCUUGUUCAGUUCUAUCUACUUCUUUUUCCAAGAAGAUGAUACCUGUGGAAUUUGAACUCUGUUGAGGAUGAUAUUAAAGAGAGGAGUAGAUGCUAUCUUUUGAUCAUGAGGAGCAACCGGAUUAUGCUAUCUUUUCUUAAUAGCCUUUUUUUGUGGGUAAAGUUGUACAUAGAUGUAGGUUCUAUUCAUUUAAUCGAUUUGUUAGGCUCUUGCUAAAGGAGGGAAGUUAUUUUUUGUGACCCCUCUUUCUGGAUGUGCCUUUUUGGCGCCUGUUGUAUUCGCCCUGUGUAUUUUGGUAUGCUGUUCAUUUGACGCUUAUUAUAAAAUCUUAUUAUUUUCCUAUAUAUAAAGAGAAUAGAAUAUGCUCUGACAAUUCAUCUGGUUACUUCUGCUGUCGGAUGAUGGCUAAUGCAGGAGGAGAACUGGUGAUAUUUUGACCUGCUGUUGAUAAAUUGGGUUCAUUCUCUAUGGUUUCACAUGUUUGCUGUCUGUAUCUUUAUAUAACAAGCUGCUGAGCCUAUACGAAAGCUUGGCCUUUUUUCUUUACAUUAAUUACUUUUGAUGUACAUGUGUUUUUUCUGGUUACGAAUCCCCUUAUUAUUUUAUUUAUAUGCUCCAAAAAUUCUCCAUUAUAUACUCAUUUACACUCCCCUCGUGUUUCUGACUCAUUAAAUAAUCUGGGUAACCGGUUUCCCCAAAAUAAUGAGAUCAAACUUUGACCAUGAACUUUAUUGUCAAUGCAGAUUACAUAGCGUAUUGAUAAUCUGAAUGUUAAAUGACCAGUCUCUCCAUUUUUCUGUCAUAUUAUUUUAGUAGAUCAUCCCAUUUGCAAUACUGGCCACCAGCUAAUGCACGAUAGAACCUAUCUCUGCAGUAGACUGGCCUUCCAUCAGCAGCCUCAGCAGCAGCUGCUGCUAAAUCAUCAUCUGCCAUAACCUCCACAGGCAAUCUUAACAGAUCUUCUUUUCUAGAACAAUUUAGAAUCAAGUUGAAGAGAUAAAUGAGAAGUAGAAUAAAUACUGCUGAGCAAAGAUUUUGAACCUCUAUUUGUCUAUUCAUACCUUAUAUUGAACUUUGUGCUGAUAUUUGAAGUUGGAACAUUUGACAGGGUCUCUUUUGUGGCAAAACUGGUUCUGAGGAAAUCCUCCACUGGUGUAGCAAAGAUAAAUAGUGUCACUGCUGUAACAAGUAACACUCCUGUCCCAACUAGUGUUUGUUUCAGCAAUUUGAUGACUGGUUUAACCUAGAGCCUGUGUAGAUAUCAGUUGAAGCUUAGACACUUGAGUGGCCCUAUCAUUACACUCAGUUGUUGAUGCCCCUUUAAAUUGGUUGAAUUGAUAUGAAGUGGUCACAUGAUUGCGUCUAUGCAGAUAAAUUUUGUUGCGACAUUUAUUGAGAAGGGUCUUCAAAUUCAACUUACCCUUGAAGGAUUAAAGCUCGCAGCUGCAAUUGGCACUCCAAGAACAGUGAAAGCUACCAACCAAAGGCCUCCAAGACGUAUGAAGAAGGAUCCUGGACUUAGUUCACCCCAUGAAUAUAAAGGUCCAUCUUUCAGAGAUGAGUACUCAUUCACCUACCAGAGAAGCUGAUGAUGGGACCAUUGAAGCAAAAGACCUAAGCGAUUGCAACUAACUAGUACAGAAAGCAUUUGCUUAGUAUGAACCUACCGGCCUUUGCUCGAACGGGACCUCAAUUUCCAAGCCAGGAUCCCAGCUCCCACCAGGGAUUCCGCUUGUGCCCCCAUCUGUCUCAUCUUUCAAUGCCCUGAUGGAAAUCCCAAGUUUCCGACCUUUGUGAUACUGAAUGGUCCAUGAGCUGAAGGUGCUGCUUCCAAUCGUGACUUGUCUUACACUAGGGAUUGGAGAACAGUAGACAUUUAGCCUUAGCAUUUAUCUCCAGAAUUUGGAUCAAAUUGGUGCAGACAGGCUGAAGCUGAUACUCAGUUGCUGAAACUGAAGCUGGAGGGUACCAGUGCUCUUGAGCUCCACGGUGAUUUGCUUUUAUUUUUGUUGUUUUUUCAGGGACCAUGCAUUAUUUACGUGGACGAAAACAAUUGACGCCCAAUUUUUUGUUUAAUAUUUUGAGAAAAAGGAUGCUGGAUGGAGACCCAAUUCCGCAUUAUUCACCAAUAAAAAACUGCCAUGUAUGGGUGGGCCCGUCACAGAGGUUAUGAGCACGUGGAUUCUACUGACGUGUUUUGUCCAGCACCGUCGAUCUGAUCGACUGACAGGUUUAUAAUGUGGAUUAUCCAAAACCCUUGAGGCUUUCCCUAUAAUAUCGUGUGGAGUAGAAGGUGGGAGUGGAAGUUCUCGCUUGUGCAACGUGGCAGGUGUUCCUUGCACGCCCUACUCGUGUGUAGGUCUCAAGUUUCCACGAGAUUGAUGGAGGUCGACUCUUGAAAUUUUCUGGAGGGAACGCUCCUAUGUUGAGUUUGGCGUGGCUUGUGAGUGUGAAUUGCUAUGCCAGUCGAUGUGCGAAUGGUUUGAAUAUGAAGUGCUUUGUUUUUACUUACUAUUAUUGUGGCCAGUUUUUCUUGUAACGGAUUAGAUGGGCCAUUCUGCUAAGUGAAAAGUGGCCAAAAAUUGAGCAAUCAUUUUCAAUACUUGGAAGUGAACUGGGCUCAGAUUUUUUCAAUUGAAACUCAAUUUGGGUUGGGCUCAAGGUAAGAUUGGAACAACUCAUCCAACAUAAUUUAAUAUUUUUAGAUUUUUGUAUAAAUUUAUUUUUAACCU
Molecule: messenger RNA, 4623 nt
Organism: Vitis vinifera (wine grape)
Lineage: Eukaryota; Viridiplantae; Streptophyta; Magnoliopsida; Vitales; Vitaceae
Exons: 8
Coding region: 39-1610 (523 amino acids)
Source: RefSeq, a predicted model, not a curated record